Molecule: messenger RNA, 358 nt
Organism: Staurois parvus
Lineage: Eukaryota; Metazoa; Chordata; Amphibia; Anura; Ranidae
Source: the annotation of a GenBank genome assembly
AUGGGGCCCCCGGGCAAUUGGGGAUCAUGGGACCCUGUGUCCUUGCCAAACUGAAAACACACCCAAAAAACCUAUAAAAUGUACCAAGGGCAUUUUAUGGGGCCCCCUACAGACCCCGGGCCCUCGGGCAGUGCUCGAAUGGUCAGUCCGCCCCUGGUCAAGACCACAACAAUUGUUCAGACCAGGGGCGGACUGACAACUCAUGGGGCCUCCGGGCAAUAGGGGAUUAUGGGGCCCCUGUGUGCUUGCCCAAACUCAAAAAAGCCUAUGAAAAAGGUACCAGGGGCAUCUCAUGGGGCCCCCUACUGACCCCGGGCCCUCGGGCAGCGCCCGAGUUUCCAAAUGGUUCAGACUACCC